AUGACCCAAAAUCUAGGACAAUGCCCCCUGACAGCCCUUCCCAACGAGACUCUCCUCGGGAUCGCCGAUCUCCUGGCCCCACGAGACGUGGGCUCGUUACUACGCACGGCGCGCCGACUGGCCACUCUCCUAGAUGCUCCUCUUUAUCGCCGUGCACGCAGCUAUGUCUGUGUAGAUGGAAACGUGGUCCUCGGGUGGGCCGCGAAAAGGGGUCAGGCCCCCGUCAUCCGCAAGCUCCUCCACCCCGACGCGGCCCCCAUCCCACAGGAUCACAGGAACAAAGCGCUGUGUCUCGCCGCUGAAGCUGGUCGGGAUGGCCUAAUUGGACUGCUGGUGUCUGGAGGGGCGGAUCUGUCUGCGGCUGUUGAUCUGGAAAAUCUACCAGUGGUCAAUCAGGACGAUUCCUUGGCGAAGGACGAUCCGGAACAUUCCACAGAGGGUCAGGAGGCUUCGCCAGGUCCAGACAAUUUGGAGCAUCCUUCAGUUAAGGCUGAGGCUGACGACAAAGACCCACCGGCUCAGGUUGGUUUGGAAGAUGCGGAUGACCUGGAAAACUCUCCGGUCAGCGACCAUGUCGGAGACUUUUCAGACGGAUACGAAGAACCACCAGCGAUCGAUCCGAGAUGGGAAUCCACAUGCACACCCUUACAGGCUGCAGCAGAAAAUGGCCAUGCGAAAGUCGUCCAGCUACUCCUCGACCUAGGCGCAGACAUCGCAGCCACAAAUUCCAAGCAAGAGACGGCACUGCACGUUGCAGCACGCAAGGGCCAGGAAAAAACAUCCAAACUACUGCUGGAGCGCGGAGCCGACGUAACAGCAGUGGCACUCGGAAUCGAGACGCCCCUCCAUUGCGCAGUUUCUUCGCAAAAUGAAGUGAUGGUCCGGCUACUCCUUGACCACGGCGCGGAUCCAGAGGCAAGGUCCGAGCAUGGACAGACCGUGAUGUAUUAUGCCCUUGACCCCGGCUAUGAGCCCAUUCUCCGUCUUCUCCUGAAAAGGGGUGCUAAGGUUACCGUGUCGGAUACUACUUAUGGCUUCACGCCCCUGCACUUUGCCGUCAAUGGCAGCGAGCUUGCUGUCCGCUUACUUCUAGAGCACGGCGCGGAUGUGCUCGCACGUUGUCACUCCAGGUUUACUCCUCUGUUUAUUGCCGCCCAGGAUGCGGAAGAGCCGAUUAUCAGGCUGCUUCUGGAAAAUGCAGUGCUAGGUUCGGCGGGUGUACAGGAGGGUCAAAUACCGGAAUACAUCACUGAGAUCAAGGGCUUCGAAGAAGCCGAAAGGCUUCUUCAAGAGAUAACUGGGGUAUGA
Penicillium alfredii is the source of this 1308-nucleotide messenger RNA. RefSeq names its product ankyrin repeat domain-containing protein. Bases 1 to 1308 code for a protein of 435 amino acids. Gene Ontology annotation, molecular function: protein binding. NCBI's taxonomy places the organism in Eukaryota, Fungi, Ascomycota, Eurotiomycetes, Eurotiales, Aspergillaceae. The record is from RefSeq and is a predicted model, not a curated record. The transcript has a single exon.